AUGUAUUGUACUUUUGAAAAGUAAGAAGAUCUGUAUAAGGUUUUAGCGAUGUCAAAAUAGAUUGACGUAUUAAUUUACAGUGUGCUAUUUGAAAUAUUUAGAAAAGAGGAGAUUUCUGAUAGUCUGGAAUUUUUUUCAAAAUGUGAAAAUCAAACUCAUUUUGAAUAAUAUAUUUUGCAAGUGGAAAAUUUAUCAUUCUUUUAAAAGGAGUAAUGGCUAUAAGUUGGAUAAACUAACAUUUAGAUGAUUACUAAUGUUAUCAAAAAAUUGAUGGAUCAUGAUUUUAAUUAUUAAAAUUAUUCUAAGGAAACCUACAGAAAAACGAGAGAAGAAUUAAUUAAAAAAAUAUCAGAGGAUAAACUGAUAGUGGAAUUUUUAAAAUUUUUAGUUAGACUAACAGCUAUAGAUAAUAAAUUGAUAUAAUGUGGAUCAAAUUCCUUUAAUUUAUUAGUUUAAAUGAAAGUUAAUUUUAAAUAACAUUCCUUUGAAAAUAUCAAGAUUAGAGACUCUUCACUAAUAGGAGCAAAUUUAUUUUAGUGCAAUUUGAGCGGAUCUGAAUUUUCAAAUGUGGACAUAAGUGGAGUGAAAUUAAAUGGAGCCUUGUUAUUUAAUUGUAAAUGGAAUAAUUUAAAAAUUCAGGAGUUACUUUAGCUAAAUGGUCAUACCGAUUAUGUCCGAUACGUAUGCUUCUCACCAGAUGGUUCUACAUUAGUUUCUCAUAGUAAAAAUAACUUUAUCUAUUUGUGGGAUGUUAAAACAGGGAAAUAAAAAAAAAGGUUUUAUCAUCAUCAUUAAUAUUUUGUCAAUUCAAUAUGUUUCUCUCCCAAUCGAAUUACAUUGGCAUCUGGUUGUGAAAAGGGGUUGAUUUUUUUAAGUUGUGUAUAAACUGGAAAAAAGCAAUUAAAAUUAAAAAGCCAGAAUGGAAUAAUAAAUUCGCUGAGUUUUUCUCCUGAUGGUACAGCAUUGGCAUCCGGCGGUUAAGAUUAAUCCAUCCUUUUGUGGGAUAUAAAGACAGGACAAUAAAAACUCAUUUUAAAUGGUCAUUGUAGUAAAGUUCAAUCAUUAUGCUUCUCUUGCGAUGGUACUACAUUAGCAUCUGGUGGUCAAGAUUCCUCUAUCCGCAUAUGGGAUAUUAAAGCAGGAAAAUAACAACUUCUCUUAAAUGGUCAUGGUGGUAGAGUUCAAUCAUUGUGCUUCUCAUCUGAUGGUACUACAUUAGCAUCAGGUAGUACAGAUAAGUCUAUCCGUUUAUGGAAUGUCAAGUUAGGAAAAUAAUAAGCGAUAUUAAAUGGUCAUAGUGAUUGUGUCAAUUCAAUAUGCUUCUCUCCGAAUUGUUCUACUUUAGCAUCUGGUAGUAGUGAUAAAUCUAUACGUUUAUGGGAUGUCAAUUCAGGACAAUAACAAUCCUAAUUGGACGGUCAUGUUGAUAGAAUUGAAUCAUUAUGCUUUUCUUCUGAUGGUACUACAUUAGCAUCUGGUAGUGCAGAUUAGUCUAUCCGUUUAUGGGAUGUUAAGUUAGUACAUUAAUAAUUUGAAUUAGAAGGUCAUAGUGAUUGUGUCAAUUCAGUAUGUUUUUCCCCUAAUGGAGACACAUUAGCUUCUGGUAGUGAUGAUUUGUCUAUUCGUUUAUGGGAUGCAAACACAGGAAAAUAGCAAUUCAAAUUAGAAGGUCAUAGGAAUGAUGUCAGAUCAGUAUGCUUUUCUCCUGAUGGUACUAAGUUAGCAUCUGGCAGUGAUGAUAAUUCUAUUCGUUUAUGGGAUGUUCUAACAGGAUAACAAAAAUUGAAAUUAGAGGGCCAUAGUGAGAGAGUCUGGUCGGUGUGCUUUUCACCUGAUGGUACUACUUUAGCAUCUGGUAGUGAUGACAAGACUAUUCGUUUAUGGGAUAUUAUUACAGGACAAUAAAAAUCUAAAUUAUAGGGUCAUAGAAAUGAUGUUAGAUCUGUUUGUUUUUCUCCUGAUGGUGCUACAUUAGCGUCUGGUAGUGAUGACAAAUCUAUUCGUUUAUGGGAUAUUAAAACAGGGUAAUAAAUAUUCAAAAUAAAUGGUCAUGCAGAUUAUGUUACGUAAGUAUGCUUCUCUCCUGAUGGUACUACAUUAGCAUCUUGCAGUUAUGAUAAGUCAAUUUGCUUAUGGGAUGUUAAAACAGGAAAAAAAUAAUCUAAAUUAAUUGGUCAUAGUAGUAGAGUUCUAUCAGUAUGUUUUUCUCCAGAUGGUAAGACAUUGAUGUCUGGUAGUGGAGAUCUGUCUAUCCGUUUAUGGGAUUGUAAAACAGGGCAAUAAACUACCAAAUUAAAUGGCCAUAGUAAAUGGAUUCAAUCAGUAUGCUUCUCAUCUAAAGGUACUACAUUUGCAUCCGGCAGUAAUGAUUAAUCUAUCCGCUUAUGGGAAAUCAAUACAGGAAUAACAGUUCCAUCCUCAAAUAAAUGUAUUUAAGUCGUGCCUUCUAAAUUCAAAACCCCACUAUAAAACAAUCAAGUUUUUAAAGGUUGUAUUAAUUCAAUUUUAUUUAGUAAAUCCUAUUGUUUCUAUUUUGCUCAUAGCCCAAUACCAGCACUUUGAAGCAUAUGGGGCCCUUAUCUUUUAGGGAGAAUUUCUAAAUCAUUAGGGCAAAGAUUUAAGAUAUUUAUUCGAAUAAAGAGGAGGUUGUAUUUUGGAUAACCAAAAUUGA
Messenger RNA from Paramecium octaurelia, 2671 nucleotides. The record is from the annotation of a GenBank genome assembly. Lineage: Eukaryota; Ciliophora; Oligohymenophorea; Peniculida; Parameciidae.